Messenger RNA from Spea bombifrons (plains spadefoot toad), 3604 nucleotides. It is a transcript of the gene CNOT4, whose product is annotated as CCR4-NOT transcription complex subunit 4. Lineage: Eukaryota; Metazoa; Chordata; Amphibia; Anura; Pelobatidae. The record is from RefSeq and is a predicted model, not a curated record. The transcript has 14 exons. The coding region runs from base 375 to 2741 and encodes 788 amino acids. Gene Ontology annotation, molecular function: metal ion binding; ubiquitin-protein transferase activity; RNA binding. Gene Ontology annotation, cellular component: CCR4-NOT complex. Gene Ontology annotation, biological process: protein ubiquitination.
CGCGCACUUCCUAUUCUCACCCACCACAGCUGCCAAAGCACUAUACCCCCAAAUGUAAGAUGGUGGCCGUCUGGUUUUGAGAAGCCACCGAAGGUAAAACGGACAGUGAGUUACCGGAACUAGGCCUCAUCACUUUUACCGGAGAAGCUUACACAGGAGAAAGCAGCGGACUCCCGGCUACAGUCAGAAGAGAAUCAGCAGGAGGAGCCGCCCCCUCACCGCCCGCCAUCCCCAGGCACACAGCGCAGGAGGCGGUACGAGGAUCUUCGCAUCAAACGGAUUUUAAUUUCUCCCCCACCCCCCAUUAAGUUAUUACAAGCCUGGAAUAUUUUUUUGUUUGUCUGUUUUUCCUGCGUUUUUGGGAUCCCAGAAAGAUGUCCCGCAGCCCCGAUGUGAAAGAAGACCCAGUGGAGUGCCCCCUUUGCAUGGAACCGUUGGAAAUCGAUGACAUCAACUUCUUUCCCUGCACAUGCGGCUAUCAGAUCUGCCGGUUCUGCUGGCAUCGUAUACGCACAGACGAAAACGGGCUUUGCCCCGCUUGCAGAAAGCCAUAUCCCGAGGACCCGGCAGUAUACAAACCCCUCUCCCAAGAGGAGCUACAGAGGAUAAAGAAUGAAAAGAAGCAAAAGCAGAACGAGAGGAAACAGAAAAUAUCAGAAAACCGCAAACAUUUGGCCAGCGUGCGCGUUGUGCAGAAAAACCUCGUUUUCGUAGUGGGAUUAUCACAGCGGCUCGCAGACCCAGAGGUACCAGAAACAUCAUUUUCGGUUUUAAAACGACCGGAAUAUUUUGGAAAGUUUGGUAAAAUACACAAAGUUGUCAUUAAUAACAGCACAUCCUAUGCAGGCUCACAGGGCCCAAGCGCGAGUGCGUACGUAACGUACAUCCGGUCAGAAGAUGCACUCCGAGCUAUCCAGUGCGUCAACAAUGUGGUGGUAGACGGCAGAACACUAAAGGCAUCUUUAGGUACUACGAAAUACUGCAGCUACUUCUUAAAAAACAUGCAGUGUCCCAAGCCAGACUGUAUGUAUUUACACGAAUUAGGGGACGAGGCGGCCAGCUUUACAAAGGAAGAAAUGCAGGCGGGCAAACAUCAAGAAUAUGAACAGAAGCUCCUGCAGGAGUUAUACAAGCUAAACCCCAACUUCCUGCAUUUGUCUACGGGUACCGUCGAUAAAAAUAAAAACAAGGUGACUCCGAUACAGAGGUAUGACGUACCCAACAGUAAUAACAAAGAAGCCUGGCCGUCCUUACAGAGUUCGAGCAGGUCUGCCAACGGCUUAACAUUGGAGCCCAGAAAAUCACCUCCUAUCUUAGACAGUGGCUUAGAUCCCGAUCACAUGACUCCAGACGGCCCCGACUCAGACUUUGGGCUGUUUUGGGAAACCGCUGAACCUAAUGUUUCCAAUUUUGGCAGGGUCAUAGAGGACGAAACGAGUUCUGUCGACAAAUCUCCAGAAUCGAUAAGUAUAGGAAACGGAGAUAAUUUACAACAGAUAUUACCAAGCGACACACCUUCACCUCCGCCAGGCUUAUCGAAACCAAAUCCCGCCGCCCCCGUCAGCUCAGCCAAUCACAGUACGCGGUCUCCCUUCGAGGAAGCGGUGACGGAAUCCCAGUCGUUAUUCUCCGACAACUUCCGACACCCAAAUCCUAUCCCCAGCGGGCUACCUCCUUUUCCCAGCUCCCCACAGACCUCCAACGAAUGGCCCACAGCGCCAGAACCUCAGUCUCUCUUCACAUCAGAAACGAUCCCCGUCUCCUCGUCCACAGACUGGCAAGCGGCGUUCGGGUUCGGUUCUUCCAAACAGCAAGAGGACGACUUGGGUUUUGACCCUUUCGAUAUCACCCGCAAAGCCUUAGCAGACUUGAUCGAGAAGGAACUGUCCGUUUCGGACCAACCCGCGCUGUCGCCCACGUCCGCUCAGAAUCCUUCUCCUCACACUACUGCCAAAGGGCCAGGAUCUGGCUUCCUCCACCCCACCGCCGUCACCAACGCCAACUCCAUGGGCGGCACGUUUUCAGCCUUGCCGCAGCGGUUCCCGCCGUUCCAGCACAGAGCGGUUUAUAACUCGUUCAGUUUCCCCGGCCAGGCCGCACGGUAUCCGUGGAUGGCCUUCCCCCGAAACAACAUCAUGCACUUGAACCACACCGCAAACCCGACCUCAAACAGUAAUUUCUUGGACUUGGCUCAUCCUCCACAGCACAGCACGGGUCUGGGCGGCAUCCCCAUCGCAGACCACAGCAAUUCAGUAGAGAGUAAAAAUGUGAAGGAAUGGCAGGACGGGCUAAGGGCACUUCUACCCAACAUUAACAUCAACUUUGGUGGGCUCCAAAAUGCUUCUAACCCUUCCAGUGCGCCAACCUCCAACACUGGCACCACCAACAGCCUGAACUGGGACAAUCCUGGCAGCUGGAUGGACCCCGCCAUCAUCACAGGUAUCCCAUCAUCCACAGGAAAUGGUCUAGAACCUUUGCAGGACGACAAUCCGCCACACUGGUUAAAAUCACUGCAAGCGCUGACAGAGAUGGACGGCCCCAGCGGCUCCUUACCCCCCCACCACCCUCACAACAACCUCUUCAGCACACAGAUACCCCUACACAGAGCCAACUGGAGCCCAUACCCUCCCCCUACAAACCCAACGUUCCACUCCCCACCACCCGGCUUCCAGACAGCCUUCAGACCACCUACAAAAACCCCUACAGAUCUACUACAGAGUUCGGCCCUGGACCGUCAUUAAAUAUAAGGAACUGUUAGAAAUUUGGGAAUUCGCCCCCCACCCCCCCUUCGAUUUCAAUCAAAAUCCAAUCCUCAGUGUUUUCCCUCUCGUAAGAUCCUUCUCCUCCGACCCUUUCCAGUACAACCCAGGAUUCUACGGCUGCCGGCAACAAGGCCACGUUCCGCAACCGGUCGCCGGAGACCGCACCAUCACCAACCACCGUAAAGAUACGGCCGACGGCGACAACACCCGACGCGUUUCUCCGCCUCUGCCCCCCUGCACCCCCCAACAAUCAAACGUAAAAUAUCAUUAGAACCCGAGAGAAUUCGACAGAAAUCGGCAAACGGGAUGACUUGGUCUGCUGCGCGACGUUUUCUGUUUUUCCGACGCUUUUUAUUACGUGAUUUAUCAGCGAGAAGAAAUAGAGGAAUAAAAGAACCUUUAGGAGCGAGGAAUAGAAAUCUAACCAACGAUCACUAAUCAAGGCGGUUAUUAUUUUAAUCGUUAUAGAGGGCACCCCUCGGGUUUAAACGCCAAUAUCAGUUUUCGGUUUUGAAUGAUUUUGUGUUUUUGUUUUUUUUUUAUUUUAAAAGUGCCAUUUAACGCAUUUCAUUUCUUCAGGACCAAAAAAAAAAAAAAAAAGGGGUUGGACUAACCUAUCGAAAUCACCGAGCCCUUUUGGCGAGAGCGAGGGUUUCGGCGGCGGUUUAUUAAUUUGGCGACCGUUUCCGUGCUUAGCGCGUUCGUAGUUAUUUUUUUCGUUAAAUGCCUUGUGGAGUGGUGCUUUCCGAGUACGUGGCAGCAGACCAGAAAAAAAAAAUCAUUUAAAAAUGCUGUGAUUAACUGUGUUGUCGGCUAAAAAUAUUCCCUGCUUUUUAAUGAGC